CUUCUUACUUCAUCAGACAUUAACAACACUUCAACUUAAUUUCUCAACUUAACUUCCAAAUAAUCUUCAAUAAAAAUAUUGGGCACCUUCGACGCCAUGUAUUCUUCCUCAUUAAUAACCACUUUUUUCAUUCCAAUAGUUGUAAAUUCAUUUUAAUACCCUAAGUACCUACCUAACUUACCCUUGGUCCUAUCCGUAGGCACUCAACUCAGAAUGGCUUCGUUGAGAGGUCUCGAUGAAAAUAUUAUUCUUGAAAUCCUAGCAAAUCUCCAUCAUGUCUCCGACCUUGUUGCAGUAUCCCUAUUAGAUCGUCGUUUCCACAAGAUUGUGACCGAGAAUCCUCAGCUCUUCCACAGCACAGACCCAUUAAUCCGCUGCUUCGGACUCAUAUAUUCCGUGGUGGCGGGUGAUCGCAAGACUACGAAACUAAUCCUCGAUUCCGGCAUUGAUCCAAAUGAUUAUCAUUGCGGUCCUACGGCUCAAGAUAAGCUCUAUCUCAGGCAGCCUGGGAGGGGCUCUUCUAUCGUUGAUGAGUCCGAUGAGCAAUUGGAUCAAAUUGAAGAGGCUGAAUUCUGCAAUGACGAAAUUCGCUGUUGCUGGGAGCAUCGCCGUUCCUGGGAUGACUGGUAUGCAACACCAAUCCACUUUGCAGCAUACUACGGACACGAUGACAUCGUAUCGCUUUUAGUGGAUUAUGGGGCGAAUCUCAGUCUUCUCUCUGUGGGCAUCUGCUGCUGCUGGUUCUCCCCGCAGCUUUACAGCGAUAUUACCAAUGGUGACACGGAACUCGCACCGCAUCCCGCCGCCGUUCGGCCUGCGAGCGCAUUGCAUCUCGCCCUCUGUGGAAGGCAUAUAUCCACGGCAAGGCGAAUUAUUAAGUCUGGCGCGCCAUUGCAUUUAGGCUAGGUGCCUCGUUAUCCAAAAAAGGUCGAUUUUUCCACUACAUUCUAUCGCCCCGACCUCUUCGAGGGAUACGAGCGUGAAUUCAUCAAAACAUAUCAAAUUACUCAAGGAAUUCCCGAGUCAUUUUCUGAUCCCCGAUACUCCCAUCGACUGCAUUGUUGCGAAUGGUUAAUUCACAAGGAAUAUGGAAUACAAGAUGCAAGUAAAAAGUAUACGGGCUCACAUUCAUGCCCCGCCGAUGUGAGUCUCCUCU
Hypoxylon trugodes is the source of this 1156-nucleotide messenger RNA. RefSeq lists its product as uncharacterized. Lineage: Eukaryota; Fungi; Ascomycota; Sordariomycetes; Xylariales; Hypoxylaceae. Gene Ontology annotation, molecular function: protein binding. The transcript has a single exon. The record is from RefSeq and is a predicted model, not a curated record. The coding region runs from base 214 to 906 and encodes 230 amino acids.